Messenger RNA from Hydatigera taeniaeformis, 837 nucleotides. NCBI's taxonomy places the organism in Eukaryota, Metazoa, Platyhelminthes, Cestoda, Cyclophyllidea, Taeniidae. The record is from the annotation of a GenBank genome assembly.
AUGACUUCUCAGAUAGUUGACCUUCCGAAGGGUGGAUUUGUUUAUGAUAAUUGCUACAGGAAUGAUCAUCUAUGUAAGAUUUUGGAUCUUCCUUUCAAGAUGACUAAGACAGGCACAACUCUAGCUGCAGUCACAUUCGACGAAGGAGUUGUGCUCGGUGCGGACAAAAGGUCGACUGAGGGCUCAAUAGUCGCUAAUGGCUUCUGUGAUAAAAUCCAUUAUAUAUCUGACAACAUAUAUUGUUGUGGUGCAGGCACAGCGGCAGAUACUGCACAAGUUACCAGGAUGGUAUCAUCCCAGAUUGAGCUUCACAGAUUGAAUACUGGUCGGAAACCGCGUGUUAUUGCUGCUCUUCGUCUUCUUAAGCAGCAUCUAUUCAAAUACCAAGGUCAUAUUGGAGCAGCUUGCAUAUUGGGGGGUGUAGAUAAUUUUGGUCCUCACCUCUACGGCGUCAGUCCCCACGGGUCGAGUAGCAAGCUUCCUUACACGUCUAUGGGCAGUGGCUGUUUGGCCUCCAUUUCUGUCCUCGAAACUAAUUAUCGUCCAAAUAUGAAGAGGGAGGAUGCGAUGGAAUUAGUUAGGCAGGCUAUUCUUGCUGGAGUUUUCAAUGACUUAUACUCUGGAACUGGAGUUGACCUCUGCGUGAUUACCAACAAGGGCUCGGAAUUUUUUAAACUUUACGACUUACCCACUGAGAGAGGUGUUCGAGCGAGGAGUUAUUUGCCGAACCCAGGAACCACAAAGUUCACCAAAUCAGAGGUCAAGAGAAUUGAAUACGAAAUUGUUUCAACUCGCGUCAUCAGAGACAUGGAGGAGCGCGAACCCAUGGUAAUGUAA